Messenger RNA from Bombyx mori (domestic silkworm), 4927 nucleotides. RefSeq names its product equilibrative nucleoside transporter 2 (gene Ent2). Gene Ontology annotation, cellular component: plasma membrane. The transcript has 10 exons. Gene Ontology annotation, molecular function: nucleoside transmembrane transporter activity. Gene Ontology annotation, biological process: nucleoside transmembrane transport. The coding region runs from base 240 to 1703 and encodes 487 amino acids. The record is from RefSeq and is a predicted model, not a curated record. NCBI's taxonomy places the organism in Eukaryota, Metazoa, Arthropoda, Insecta, Lepidoptera, Bombycidae.
AAAUGAAUGAUAUAAAUCACAAGUGUUAAGGAAACAUUGAGACGCGCGCGUGUUGGACGUGCUUAACCCUUUAAAAAUAAAAGUGUAGUUAUUAAUAGUAAAAAGUUUGUGUAUAGUGAAAACUUAAUAGAUUUCUUGAAAAGUUUAUUUAGGACACAGUAAAAUUAGGACGAACUCCGAAGCCGGUGCCUUGCACAGAUGUCCGUAUCACAUUUAUGAUAUAGGCCAACGUCGGAAACAUGGAGAUGAGCCAUCAAGGUGGGGCGGAGGCCGAGAGCCUCCUAAGACAUGACCAGAGGAGCGCCAUCGUCAUGCCCGGCCAGCGGACUGGACGCUGGGAGGAUGGCGAGAAGGCUCCGUUCCUACGUAACGAGCCGGUGAAACUGACACCCGCUUGGGAGGCCACGAACCUGCCCAAUGACACGCUCAACUUGAAAGGUAUAGCAAUGGACCUGACUCCGCCGAAAGAUAAAUGGAACCUCAUUUAUCUGACGUUGGUGCUUCACGGCUUGGGAACGCUGACCGCCUGGAACAUGUUCAUAACAGCGAAAGCGUACUUUGAGACGUACAAACUCGCCUCGGAGCCGGCCUUGUCCGAGAACUUCCUCACGUACAUCGGCUGGGCGAGUCAGAUACCGAAUUUGCUGUUCAGCUGGUUUAAUAUAUUUUUCCAAUUGGGCGGGAAUUUAACCACGAGGAUAGUUUGGUCAUUGUGUAUUGAAGUGUGCAUAUUUGUCUUCACCGUGAUAUUGGCGAUGGUGGACAGCACCGAAUGGACACUGACAUUCUUCGGACUCACAAUAGCAUCCGUGUUCUUUUUGAACGCAUUCAACGCGGUGUUCCAAAAUUCAGUUUACGGUCUGGCCGCGAAGCUCCCGCCCAAAUAUACCGGUGCCGUGGUCCUGGGCUCCAAUAUAUGUGGAACCCUGGUCGCGAUACUGCAGUGGGCUUCUGACAUGUUCGGCAACAUACGUACAUCCGCCAUAUAUUACUUCAUCGCUGGAAUGUUCGUUCUUCUCAUAUGCUUCGACACGUAUUUCGCAUUGCCGCUUAAUAGGUUUUAUCGUUAUCACGAUACUCUGCAAGAGAGGACGAUGCGAGUGAACCCUGCCCUCGCAGCCACCGAUCAGAAUUCGAGUCCGAACAAGAGGAGCAUACCGUACGGAACGAUCUUCGCGCAAUCCUGGGUUCAGCUCUACAACAUAUUCGUUACCUUCUUUGUGACGCUCGCGAUCUACCCCGGCUUGCAUUCGGAAAUUGAUCCAGUGACUCCGGGAUUUCUCGGUAAAAAUUUCGUUUCGAUCACGUGCUUUAUAACGUUCAACGUGACCGCCAUGCUGGGGAACAUCACCGCCAGCCUCUGGCAAUUUCCUAACAAACGUUGGCUGGCGCUGUUCACGUCGUUACGGUUCCUGUUCAUCCCGCUGUACUUCGUGUGCAACUACAAGCCGCUGACGCGCACGCUGCCCGUGCUCGUCCGCGCGGACUGGGCCUACUGGCUCAUCGCCGUGCUGUUCGGCUGGAGCUCGGGCCACGGCAGCAGCCUGGGGAUGAUGUACGUCAGCGGCACGGUGUCCCCGGAGCACGCGUCCACUGCGGGCAUGGUGGGCGGCGCCAUGCUCGUCACCGGCAUCGUGUCGGGGAUCACCUUCAGCUGGUUGUGUCCGCUCGUCGUCACCAUGGACUUAUGGAAGAGCAUCUAGCACAUGUUCACGGACGCCAACUACCGCUGGACCCUGCCCGCCGAUUGGUUCGGCCUCUGAACUCUGGGCCGCUGGAAUUUGUACCCUGAUACAAAGCUGUCAAAGUGCAAUUUUGCUUGGUGUGUUUCAAAGAUUAUUACAAACAUCGAGACUCACUGUGCUCGGUGUCCGAAUCGUUAGUGCAGUGAAAUUUGUGACUUACCAUAAAGUGUUUACAGUUGAUAUCGAUCGUUGAAAUUAUUGAGAAAUAUUGUUAUUGUGUUUGAAGAUCAACGUAAUGCAAUUUGUGACUUAUAUCGCGAAUUGUGAAAGUGUAAAAUCGAGUGCAGUUUUGAGACACUGCAUUAUUUGAGAGUUGCGUGUGAAGAUUGUGAGAUGUUGUAUGAUUAAAGUGGAAUCAUUGAUAUGUUUUAAGUUUUUAUAAAGUUUAUUGAUACAAUGGUUAACUUGCAUGUAAUAAUGACAAUUAGUAAUUUGUAUUUUUUUUUUACUAGAAUAAUUUAUGAUUGACAAAAAUGAUGAAAGAUAUUAAAAUAGAUUAUAUUCAAAUACUUUUUAGACAGAAAAUGCUGAACGUUAUGUUGUGUAUAAAAAUAUCAACAUAGAAAAACCUUUGUAACGAAAACAGCAUUUAAAACCAAAUUAAUAAAAUGUACAUUAGUAUGUUACAUAUAUAUAAUUUUUUAAGUAUGGUUGUUCUUGUUUGUUUCAAGUAAUUGCAAUUGCAUAUUGAAUUAAAAUCAAUCUUAUUUCGUUAGCUUUCAAAAUGUACCUUUGUUAUGAGAUAAGGAAUGUAUAAUCGUAAUUAUUUUCUUUUUAAUUAAAAGUAAGGAAUGCAACAUUUCAUUAUUUAAAAUGUUUUAUCAGUGCCUUUGAUUUAAACAAAUUUCUGUUCAAAAUUUUCUCAAUAAUUGACUAUUUAUUUCUUAAAUCAUGACAACCUUUCGAAUUUCGCUUCUUAAGACUAGACUGACACUACAAAAUGACAAGCAAAACUUUUGCCUCACCAUUGUGAGUCUAAAUUAAUACAUUUAGUGUUUUGAAAAAACGAAAUAAGACAUAUUCAUGUUUAUCAGAAAACUGAAAAUGAUCAUUAUCGACGUAGUAAUACAGCUUGUUAUCCUACUACGUAAAAUUUUACAUUAAACGUUACAUAAAUGUACUCAUGUUGAUUUUUAUCGGAUUAUAUUUAUUUGUAUUUUUGCAAAAAAAAUUCAAAUUGGAAUGUCUGAUAAAGAUAUUUAUAUUAAAAAUUGAUUAAAUUUAAUAUUAUUUAUCAUAAAACAAAAAAACAGUUAAUCCGAGUUAGUAAGCAAUUUAAAUAGCUAUUUCUUUGAAAAUAAUUUUUUAUUAAAAUUUAAAUACUGUAGUAUCUCCAAAUUUAUCUUGAAACAUGUCAUUGUUUAAGUGUUUUAUAAAUUUGUUACAAUUUUAAAAGUUUAAGUAAAAUUAUGCUAAUUUUUGCCGUAAAAUUGAUUACUUUACUAAUUAAAAAUAUGCUAACUUUCCUAUAUCCUUGAGUGCAACAGUAAUCUGAAAUCAGGUAUUGGACGUGAUUUUAUUUAGUAUACUGACUUGUCCAAAUUUUGAUAUCGAAAGAAUAUUGUUUAUCGUAUUGUAGAUUUAACAGACUGAGGCGACUAAUAUUCUGCUAGUGAAUUCUUUGAAUUAAUUUAAAAUAACUUUUUAUGUAAACGUAACAUUAAUUUAGAAAGUCAUUUUAUCGAUAUCGAUAUCGAUAUAAAUUUGUUGCAUUGUUAAGUAUUUAGUAACUACAUACGUGCUGCUAAACUAAAUUUAUGGACGAUAUAUUAUUAUGUAUAACAAAAUUAAAAUUCGAUCUCUUUAGUUCAUCCUAUUAAUCGUAUAUAUUCGAUAAUUUUGUUUAAGGUUUCUACUACAACAAAAAAAAAUCGAUUCUUCAAACUACCAUCAAUUCAUAUCGAUAUCGAUAUUGUAAACAACAGUUUAGUCGAUUAUGACGGGUUCUUAUUUGUUAAUUGUGUAAUGCGUUACAAAUGCUAAAAUUAAACUAUAUUUAUAGAAGGGAACUGUAGGUAUAAAUCGAUAGUGUAGGAGAUAUGUGAGGUAAUAUUUGUUUUAUGUUUGAGGGCUUACUGGAGGCCCAGAGGCCUAGUCGAGCAAAGGCUCAGCCAGGAGGGGUGGGAUUUGCUAACAGCUGCCCGAGCGCCUCCAUAGUAGACCUAAAAACUCAAUAGUAACUGCAUCGCCAAUGAAUCUACUACCGGAAUGAUGAAUAAUGAUAGGAAUCGCGACCCGCUGAGUGCUCUGGUAGUACGCGUUGUCAUUGCAAACUGCACAUUUUCAAACCAUAUUUAAAUUAAUCAACCUAAAUAUACAAACAAACAUUCGUGUGAUAGAUAGCUUUACUCUUUGUUGUGUUUAUUAAGCUAUUGCAUAGCAUUUAUCGCGGGCUUUGAGCGUGGCGACUGAAUCAAGAAAUUCCGUAACGAUAAUAACCUGACACCCCCACUACGCCUACUAUGUAUCUCGCGUUCAACACAUUCACACGUUGCGCUGGUGUAGUGUUUGUAAAUAAGCGCGCGGCGUGACGUCGCACUGCAUGAGCAUCAUGAAAAGUUUGCCCAUCUCUCUCUCACGGGGUCUAGCUUAUGAGUGUGAAGGGGACAUUUAAUGUUUAUAAAGAUAGAGUGGUCUUAUUUUUAUUAUUGUUUUAAUAUUAAAUUAUUAUUGUCUAAUACUAAUUGCAUAAGUUAAUAAAAAAUGCUUUGCAAUAGCUUUACCGCGGCUGUCCCCGAGUGCCACACGUGUUUUUAUUUAUUAUUUAUAUAUGAAUAUGUUGAAACAUGUGUAUUUAAGUAUGUUUAUCAGUCUCUGCUACCCAUAACGCAGGGCAUCCUAAAUUGGUGUCGGAUGGCCGUCGUCCAUGAUUUGUUCCCAGUUAUAGAAAAAAAAAACUGCGAGACUUAACCGUUUAAGUAGGUUUAAUUAUGUCUAGGUAUGACUACGAAAUAGUUCCGUAUUAAGUUGAAAACGAACCGUUUUCCGUAACAAAAAAUAUUUCCCAAUGAAUGAUACUGUUUAUAUUUUAGCAUUUGAAGACGCAUUCGUGGGUUUUUUUUUCUAGUGUUAAAAACGUGUGUUCAUGACGCAAGCCAAAUUUUUGUUCACCUUUGAACGAUUUUGUUUCUCCUCACUCAGCAUUUGUUUACUUUUAUUUAUUAAAUAGAGGAAUGUUUUUA